Messenger RNA from Penicillium canescens, 963 nucleotides. RefSeq lists its product as uncharacterized. NCBI's taxonomy places the organism in Eukaryota, Fungi, Ascomycota, Eurotiomycetes, Eurotiales, Aspergillaceae. Bases 1 to 963 code for a protein of 320 amino acids. Gene Ontology annotation, molecular function: aryl sulfotransferase activity. The transcript has a single exon. The record is from RefSeq and is a predicted model, not a curated record.
AUGGAACAGCACACAUUUCGUCGCCGAGGUCUAGGCCUCCGAGGAGUCGACAACCAGCGCGUCUCACCAGGCUACGUGCUAUACGCACCUCUAACUUCAAACACGGCCCAUCUAGUUUCAACUGCAGGCAAAGAAGUGCACCGUUGGACCCUCCCCCACAGGGCAGGCCGACACGCCCGCAUCCUCCCAAACGGAAACUUAGCCUACAACGGCGCACACCCAGACGCACCCCGACUAUUCCCAAUGUGGGCGAAAUACCGCGGCGGCGUAAUGAUGCAAGUGAGCCCAGACGGCGACAUAAUCCGCCAGUACUCGGACCCGCUGGCCCAUCAUGACCAGAACAAUCUCGAAGACGGCACCAUCCUCUACACAACGCUAGAGCCCCUCAGCAGCGAGGAAGCAUCGCGCGUGCAAGGCGGCAUCCCAGGAAGCGAAGCACCGAACGGCAUCAUCUACAGUGACUGCAUCAAGCUCGUCCAACCCUGGGAAUUAUCUACCAUCUCCUCAUCCGCCGACUUCGACGGCAGUGGUGGAAACGGUGGCGCAAAGCUUCUCUGGUCAUGGCGGGCAAUCGACCAUCUUGACCCUGCAGUCUUCGCGGCGCACCCGCACUACCCGCGCGAGCAUUGGCCGCUGAUAAACAGUGUUGCCUUUGACUCUGAGGGGAAUAUCAUCGCCUCGUCGCGGAAUGCAUCCAGUGUAUUCGUGAUCAGUCGUGUAACAGGUGAAGUAUUGUGGCACCUAUCUGCACCGACGGUCAGUCAGCAGCACUGUGCCCACCAGAUCAAUGACGCGGGUGAUAUACUCAUUUUCGAUAAUGGGGUUUUCAGGCCAGGGCUCGCGGUUCCGUUUUCGCGGGCGAUUGUCGUUUCCCGAGAGAAGGUUGUCAAGUGGGAAUAUAAGGAUCCGUCGACCGGGGGCUGGGGUUCUUUACGCCGUUUAUGGGAUCAGCGCAAAAAUUGA